Molecule: messenger RNA, 3946 nt
Organism: Mugil cephalus (flathead mullet)
Lineage: Eukaryota; Metazoa; Chordata; Actinopteri; Mugiliformes; Mugilidae
Gene: slc6a3
Product: solute carrier family 6 member 3
Exons: 16
Coding region: 415-2241 (608 amino acids)
Biological process (GO): dopamine uptake involved in synaptic transmission; sodium ion transmembrane transport
Cellular component (GO): neuron projection; presynaptic membrane; neuronal cell body membrane
Molecular function (GO): dopamine:sodium symporter activity; norepinephrine:sodium symporter activity
Source: RefSeq, a predicted model, not a curated record
AGUGGUCCCGCAGACAAAUCUCCAUACGAGACCACAGGGCACUCUGGUCUCUGUGUGUCUGUCCCCUGGAGCCGAAGAGGGUGGUAGGGCUUUCUACAAAUCCUCUUAGAUUGCCAGUUCCUCUUGUCUUUUUUUCAUUUUUUUUUUCUGUCUUUCCGCUCACUCUGUUUUACUCUGACUCUGCCUCUCGGCCGUCUGGGUCCUCCUCAACAUUUCUGCUUGAAUCAGGGUCCGAGUCUAACUUGUCAAGGAAGGUCUGCGUAAAUAUGGUCAGUUCACAGCACUGGAAUUAAAUUGUCUGAACUGACAUCUGGAGGAGCUUUUACUUUGUAAUUGUCAAAGAUUCCUCAGCCUCACCAACCUUCUUUCUUCUUCUUCUUGUUCUACAAUUACCUGCAAGUCCCUGUUGCCGUGAUGUCUUCAGUUGUCGCCCCAGAAAAACCUGCCUCCAACACUAUGGGUCCCAAAGAGGUGGAGCUGAUCCUCGUGAAGGAGCAGAACGGGGUCCAGUUCACCUCGACCACCUUAGUGGCCCCGGCUCCAGCCCAGACUCACCCCGGUGGGGAGGAGGAGAGGGAGACCUGGGGAAAGAAAAUCGAUUUCCUCCUGUCUGUGAUCGGAUUUGCCGUGGACCUGGCGAAUGUCUGGAGAUUCCCUUACCUCUGCUACAAGAAUGGAGGAGGUGCGUUCCUUGUGCCGUACCUCUUCUUCAUGGUGAUAGCAGGCAUGCCCCUCUUCUACAUGGAGCUGGCCCUGGGACAGUACAACAGAGAGGGGGCAGCAGGGGUCUGGAAGAUAUGUCCCAUAUUUAAAGGUGUAGGCUUUACAGUGAUCCUCAUUUCCCUCUACGUUGGCUUCUACUACAAUGUCAUUAUCUCCUGGGCACUGUUCUACCUCUUCUCCUCGUUCACCUCCGAGCUACCUUGGGUCCACUGCAACAACACCUGGAACAGCCCGAACUGCUCGGACUGGGCUGACAACAGCUCAGUCAGUGACAUUUACAAAGCCACCCCUGCUCAGGAGUAUUUCGAAAGAGGGGUACUCCAUAUUCAGGACAGUAACGGUAUUGAUGAUCUGGGUCGUCCACGCUGGCAGCUGACUUCCUGUCUAGCUGUGGUGAUUGUUCUGCUCUACUUCAGUCUCUGGAAGGGUGUCAAGACCUCUGGCAAGGUCGUGUGGAUCACAGCCACCAUGCCCUAUGUGGUCCUAACCGUGCUCCUGCUCCGUGGAGUCACUCUGCCCGGAGCCAUCGAUGGCAUUAAGGCAUACCUCUCCGUGGACUUCCUGAGACUCUGCGACGCCAAGGUCUGGAUCGAGGCAGCAACGCAGAUCUGCUUUUCGCUUGGAGUGGGGUUUGGUGUGCUGAUCGCCUUUUCCAGUUACAACAAAUUCAGCAACAACUGCUACAGGGAUGCCAUUAUUACCAGCUCUAUCAACUCUUUGACCAGUUUCUUCUCCGGCUUCGUCGUCUUCUCCUUUCUUGGCUAUAUGUCCCACAAGCACAACGUGGCUCUUGACAAAGUUGCCAGAGAUGGUGCUGGGUUGGUGUUUGUCAUUUACCCAGAAGCCAUCGCAACAUUGCCCGGGUCAUCCGUGUGGGCAGUUAUCUUCUUCAUCAUGCUGUUGACGUUGGGCAUUGACAGUGCCAUGGGUGGGAUGGAGUCGGUGAUCACAGGCCUAAUUGAUGAAUUCAAAUUCCUCCACAAGCACAGAGAGCUGUUCACCCUCUUCAUUGUUGUUGCCACCUUCCUCAUAUCCCUCUUCUGUGUUACAAAUGGAGGGAUGUAUGUGUUUACUCUGCUGGACCACUUUGCGGCGGGAACAUCGAUUCUCUUUGGAGUGCUUAUUGAAGCCAUCGGCAUCGCUUGGUUCUAUGGAGUCGACCGCUUCAGUGAUGACAUUGAGGAGAUGAUUGGCCAGCGGCCAGGCAGGUACUGGAGGCUGUGCUGGAAGUUUGUCAGCCCCUGCUUCCUCCUGUUCAUGGUCGUGGUGAGCUUUGCCACGUUCAACCCUCCAAACUACGGCUCCUACACGUUUCCUCCAUGGGCUAACAUGGUAGGGUGGUGUCUGGCUAUUUCCUCAAUGACCAUGGUGCCUCUCUACGCCAUCUACAAACUCUGCACACUGCCCGGAAAGUUUUGCGAUAGACUGGCUUAUGCCAUCACCCCAGAGACAGAGCAUCAUCUGGUCGACAAUGGCGAGGUUCGGCAGUUCACUCUGCAUCACUGGUUGGUGGUCUGAGAGCAGCAGACAUAGAGAGAGAGAGAGACAUAGAAAGAGUGAAAGAGAGAGAAUGACUUAAUGGGCACGAGGUGGAUAAGUGCAUGCACAGCAAAGGUCUUAAGAACUAAGGAGAAGUGAGCCAUUUGAAUUAAUAACUCAUCAUGGUGGUGGCGGGAAAGUGCCGACGAGAAAAGAAAAAAAAAACAUACAAGUUGUAGUGUUCUUUCAUUUUAACAGUGGAUGUGUGAAGCUGUGCACUGGCCCUCUCCACCUUUUCAUUAACACUGCUGGAUGGGAUUCAGUCAAACUCUUCAUGUGGUGUUAAGGGAUAAAAAGUCCCUGAAAGUGCUCCAUGCUUGUUUAGUGGAGGAAAUGUUCUUUCCUUGAAUUAUCCAUAUGUAACAACGAGAAGUGAAAGCCUCAGGAGAAAGUAUUCCCAAUGGUUCAGUAUACACUGAGUAAAGUGGACAUAAGAAGAAACGAUACAAUUACAUUUUGUUUAAGGAAAAUCAAGCGGAGAUGUUGAGACACAUCAUUUAUUAUUUCACCUUUAUUUCAUUUUUGUAUUGGUAUUCGUUUUAUUUAUCUAGAUCAAAAUGUUCAAAGUACAAAGGAGUCAGAAGUGAAAUGAAUACCAUAGGUUUUACUGAAUCCCAGCCCUUAUUCAUGUUAAUGUAACUAUUUAUUUACCUCCUUUUUCUUCUUAAAGACUGUUAUGAUGUUAUAGCACUGUCAGCGGUUUACAUCAAAAUAAUUGCCAGGAGUUCUUUUCCAUAGUUGCUCGUGCCAUUUGAUUAACCUAAAACAAUGUCUGAGUAAACAUGAGAUUUCUCAUUGCGCUGCUGCUUUGUGAGCAUAAAAGAAUAGAAAUCAAUGGAACUUGAUUCCAAUGGAACAAUGGAAAAAAAAUGUCAUUUAUAACAGCCGCCCCAGAGUCAUAUCGCUUCAAUAAAUAAACAAACACACAUUCUAAACUUUCCAAUAACGAUCACUGACGGAAAACAGAAUCUGCCACUUUGCUGAUUUAAUCAACCAAAGAACACAGAUGAGCUCAGAUAUACAACGUCCUCAAAAUGAGAAUAUUUUGCCAAGGGGAUCUUUCUUUUGUUUUUUGUUUUCAUCAGUAGACCGCUUGAUUGUUAACUUGCUCAGUUAGAUCAGUAUUUCUCCUUCCCAUCUUCUGUGUCACCCACAAAGUUUCAGGUUGUGAUUCUGGAAGCUACGACAGUCACGUUUCCAUAAAGAAAGCAUAAAGCUUUAAUUUUACCGUUUACACAGACUUAUUCAGACUGUUUAAAAAGCUGCUUUUUUAUCAAAUCUGCAAAUGAAUAGAGUGUAAUGUAACGAUUUAAAUUAAUAUAUACAUGUGUAAGUAAAUGUAAUGUAGAGGGCCUUGUAUUGUAUUGUACUGUAUGAUAUUGAAUAAGACCAACAAGUACACAUAUCUAUAUAUAUAUAUAUAUCUAUAUUAGCCUUAAGGAUAUUGGUGAGAAUUACAUAGAAAUUCCUUUUCGUUUGCCUCAUAAAUUCUUUCAGUUCAAUCAGAAACCAUGAAAUCCAAAUACGUCAGCAAUGACUUCUUUUAACCCCUUAUGGUCCACGUAACAUGCUAAAGGGUUAACUAUGUCCCAAAUUGUAUGCCUGUGCUGCUGUACUGUGCCUUGUGGUGUUUCUGACUGUAUGAUUUUGUUUUGUACUGUCAAAUAAAGUAUAAUUAAUAAAA